This is a messenger RNA of Aedes albopictus (Asian tiger mosquito), 4566 nucleotides long. RefSeq lists its product as uncharacterized. The record is from RefSeq and is a predicted model, not a curated record. The coding region runs from base 2113 to 3132 and encodes 339 amino acids. The transcript has a single exon. NCBI's taxonomy places the organism in Eukaryota, Metazoa, Arthropoda, Insecta, Diptera, Culicidae.
UUUUUCGAAUAAUGUGUUCCACUUUGAAGAAUUUGCCUUUAGAUGGUAUUCGCCAUACAAUAUUUUUGCGAUUUACUUUUAGCGAUUUUUCGCGCAUAGAAGCUAGCGCCACAUUGGUCGAUGCGGAGAGUAGGAAAACAGCCGAUGUAGUUAAUUCAUUAACCGAAUUUUGCAUUCGGUUGAAAAUUGUUGGUACAGUUCUUAAUUUUACCAUGGAUUCGGUGGAAACAAUAACAAAAUUUAUUUCAGUGUGUGUUUAACGCAAAGCAAAAGCAGCGGAAGUAAAAGAAAAAAUGUCGCUAAUUCGGUUUUGAACUGAAACAUAAUAGUUAAAAUAAUAAAAAUUCCAACAAAACUCGUUCCAAUGGACUACCCGCUUGGCGCACACCCACAGUUGAUCAGCAGGAGUAAAUCCAUUUUAUUUUGUAUGGUGAAAAGCAUCUAAACAUGAAUUACUUGAAAUAGAAAGCUUUUACUGAAAAAAUAUUUGGUAGGCUUAAUUGUAGUCACCAUUGUGCACAACCACUACCAAAUAUUUUUUCGAAAUGUAUUCCACUUCGAUAAAUUUGCCUUUAGAUGCUAUUGGCCAUACAAUAUUUUUGCGAUUUUUCGCGCAUAGAAGCUAGCGCCACAUUGGUCGAUGCGGAGAGUAGGAAAACAGCCGAUGUAGUUAAUUCAUUAUUUAAAACAAAAAUAUAACAACUUGCGAUACAAUCUCCACUUUGCCUAGUAGUUAAGGGUAUGGAUCAUCAAUCCGGAAACGCUGGGUUCGAUUCCUGUUCCAAUCGGGAAAAUUUUCUCGACUCCCUGGACAUAGUGUAUCAUUGUACUUGCCUCACAAUAUACAAACUCAUGCAAUGACAGGCAGAGAAAGUCCUUCGAUGAAUGAAUUACCUACAUCGGCUGUUUUCCUACUCUCCGCAUCUACCAAUGUGGCGCUAGCUUCUAUGCGCAAAAAAUCGCUCAAAGUAAAUCGUAAAAAUAUUGUAUGGGGAAUACCAUCUAAAGGCAAAUUCUUCAAAAUGGAACACAUUAUUCGAAAAAAUAUUUGGUAGUGGUUGUGCACAAUGGUGACCACUAUUAAGCCUACCAAAUAUUUUUUCGGUAAAUGCUUUGUAUUUCAAGUAAUUCAAGUUUAGAUGCAUUCCGCCAUACAAAAUUAAAUUGAUUUACUCCUGCUGAUCAACUGUGGCUGCGUGCAAAGCGGGUAGUCCAUUCCAUUGUCUGAACUAGUGAUUGGAACGAAAUAGCGGAAAGUUAGCCUGAGUAUAAAGUGUGCCGAUGUGUAGUCUUUAGAAAGAUAUCAAGAUCAUGAAAAUUUCACACCACAUUGAUAUUGUGCAUUCCCUCUUAUCGUUAAUUUUUCGAGUUAUAAAUGUUCUUCAUUCUGCUUCAAUGAGGUUUGCCCUUCUUUUAAAUAUGGGUCGUUCUUUUCUGUUGUACUGAUUGAUAAUGAUAUGGCACUCAACUAAGAACAAGCUCAUCAUAAUUUUCCUUUCUUUUAUUUAUAGAAUGUUCUUUCUAUUUAUUUUUGAAUAUUCAAUCGAUGAAAACGCUAUUUAAACGCAUAAUAACUUAUACUUUAAGUCUUAAAGUAUUCUUGCUUACAAAGGGAGUAUAUGAGCACAAUUUUAAUGUGUAUUAACAGGCAUUAAAACGAAAAGUCAAUGGAACUCAAUCUUUUUGACAAAUAAAUUUGAAGCAUUCAUCAGAUUUUUUUUGUAAAUCAAUGGAUCAAUCAUGACCGAAGUAGCAUUUGGAAUUGACAUUUCUACUGAUCAUAUUUGUUUAUUCUUCAAUCACUUAGCUUAAUUUACAGUUCUAUUGUCCACUAGGGUACUGCGUGAGCGAUUCCAAUGAAUGAAUUAACUACAUCGGCUGUUUUCCUACUCUCCGCAUCGACCAAUGUGGCGCUAGCUUCUAUGCGCGAAAAAUCGCUAAAAGUAAAUCGCAAAAAUAUUGUAUGGCGAAUACCAUCUAAAGGCUAAUUCUUCAAAGUGGAACACAUUAUUCGAAAAAAUAUUUGGUAGUGGUUGUGCACAAUGGUGACCACUAUUACUUACAAAAUAUUUUUUCGGGAAAAGCUUUGUAUUUCAAGUAAUUCAAGUUUAGAUGCAUUUCGCCAUACAGAAGUUUAUCAAGAUGGCGAACCAAACAGUUCAAGCGUGUGCGAAGUGCAAGAAAAACAUUAAUUUGCGAAACGGGAAGCCCUUACAGUGCGACGGAAAGUGUAAACAAUGGUUCCACAAGGCAUGUACGUCGGUAUCUGAUGCGGAAUAUCAGGAAAUCCAAUCGGUUCCUGAUAAAUUUUGGUUUUGCAUUCCUUGCAAAGACAACCGAAAUAAGAGCAGACGGAGUACGAUCAACAUGGCCGAUCAACCGUUGUUAUCCACGCCGAACGGCAUUGAAAAGGUCGCUGGUCCGUUCAACAUGGAAUCUGUGAUCGGAAGAAUCGAAUCCAAGCUGGACAAGUUGAUUUGUUGGCAGAAGGAGGUCAUCACUGAAGUGCGUGGAAUUCAAAAUACACUUGGAGAACUGCGCACUACAACGGAGACCUUGAUGGACGAGCAACAGCAGCUACGAGAACAAAACGAUGAGCUGCGAAGGAAAGUUGAAUGGUGCGAAAUAGAAAUUGACAAACAGAAGCAAGAACAACUCGGUAAAUCGCUGGAAGUGUCGAAUAUUCCGGUGAUAGAAGGUGAAGAUCUCUUCAAAAUAGUUAACACCAUUUGUGAGGAGAUCAGUGUUGAUCUACGGAGAGAUGACGUCGAGGGAAUUUGUAGGGCACCGUCCAAUGUGUCCAUCAAAUCUCAAUUGCCUCCAUCAAUCCUGGUUCGAUUCCACAGCAAGGAAAAACGGGACGAAAUAAUGGCAAAGAAGAAAAGCAAAAGAGACCUAACUACAUCAGUGUUGAAUAUAUCUGCCGAAAAUUCUCGCAACGUCAACAUCUACAUCAACGAAGUGUUGACAAGGCGAAAUCGGUAUCUAUUCAAGAUGGCACGAGACCUAAAGCGAAAUGGAAAAGUUAAAUUUGCGUGGUUCAGAGAUGGUAGAUUGUUGGUACGAAAAACUGAAAAAGGGAGAGUGAGAGAAGUCUUCUCCAGUGACAUACUAAAUGAAUACUCGAAAUGAUCCAAUCCAACUUCUACCGUCUCUUCUAACCACGACCACAUCAACGACAACUACAAUUACAAGUCUCAAAAUCAACAAAAUGAACAGUCUCAAAUUGCUUUACUUCAAUGCCCGAAGUCUACGGGAGAAGCUCACCGAAUUGGAGAUAAUGCUGGAUGAAGUUGGAUGCCGGAUAGAUGUUCUCCUCAUAACGGAAACUUGGUCUCGAAGCGAAAUCGAAACAUCUAUGUCACUUCAGAACUAUCACUGCUUUUUCGCGUCACGAACAUCCAGACGAGGAGCAGGUUCCGCGGUGUUUGUGCACAAAGAUAUAAAUGCGAAACUGGUUGAAUCGUACUGUGACGAAUAUAACAGCAUCACCGCUGUAGAAAUCGGGUAUCCACAGAAGAUUGUUUUGGGGUGUAUAUAUAGACCACCUCAAACACUAGCGACUACUGUUGAUGAAUUCCUCGACACUUUAGAUGACUUUCUCACACGACGAAGCUCUGGAUGAACAACUCAAGUGGAACGAACACAUAAGCAAGCUGAGCACUACACUCGCUCAAGUUGCUGGCGUUUUUAGGAGAAUUUCAGAUCUUGUACCGCUGGAUACCAAGCGGAACCUCUAUUUCACACUAUUCCAUAGUCACCUAACGUAUGGAAUAUUAGUUUGGGGAGCAGCAAGCAAAACAGCACUAAGACCUCUACAAAUAAUUCAAAAUAAAGCUAUCAAGAACCUGUUCGGCUACCAUCGUAGAACACCAACCGCUCUCAUCCAUACGAAACACAGCCUUCUUAGCGUCCAAAAUCUGUAUAGUGCUGCCUGUACCCACGUUCAUCGUAUUUUGCAAAGCAAUGUACAUACGAAUACAACCCUCAACCGUUCAUGCGAGCAACAUCACCACAAUACCAGAGGAAGAGAUCGCUUGAUAUCCCAUAGACAAUCCACGACAACGUUUGGACAGAAUUCGGCGGUCAAUAAGGCAACUUUGCUAUACAACAGUCUCCAACAGGAACUAAAACUUCUUCCACAAAAUAGCUUUAAGUUCAAAUUGAAGAAUGUGUUAUUAAGCAACCAGUCCUGUAUUUAAUGAAUUCAUGAGUCGUUUUAUUGUAAUUUGUUUGUUAAUGAAUUAACUACAUCGGCUGUUUUCCUACUCUCCGCAUCGACCAAUGUGGCGCUAGCUUCUAUGCACGAAAAAUCGCUAAAAGUAAAUCGCAAAAAUAUUGUAUGGCGAAUACCAUCUAAAGGCAAAUUAUUCAAAGUGGAACACAUUUUUCGAAAAAAUAUUUGGUAGUGGUUGUGCACAAUGGUGACCACUAUUAAGCCUACCAAAUAUUUUUUCGGGAAAAGCUUUGUAUUUCAAGUAAUUCAAGUUUAGAUGCAAUUCGCCAUACAAAAUUAAAUUGAUUUACUCCUGCUGAUCAACUGUGGCUGCGCGCAAAGCGGGUAGU